CCAAAAUUGAAAUUGAAUAUCUUUUAAGUUUUUUUUUAUCAGUACUAGUGGAAGGUUAUCAUUAUCCUCAAUGAAAAUUGAAAAUUACUGCAUAAUCCACUGAGCGCCGACUGCUUCACUCAUCUUUCGAAAAAAAGCCACGAUGUUUAAAGGAUUUUUCUCCAAGUAUCGAAUGUUUUAUUGUGCACAUAUUCCCGGCAUCACUAGCCUCAAUGCGUACGAUAAGACGGAGGUAGAAGAAGAAUUAGAGCCGAAAACCGGUGUCGAGCGUGUGAUUACCGCAUUUCAGAAAGACAAAAACGGUGAACUGAAAAAAGAGGUCGUCUCUGCGAUACAAAUCUCCACCGGAAGCGGAAUCAUGUUGGGAUUUUAUGGAGGUUUCAAGUAUUCAAAGUUUGCAUUUGAAAACUGGGUCACAGUCCAUUCCACCACUCGAUUUCGUACCGGUUAUGAAGCUAAGCGAGCCUUGAACGACCACAUUAUGGUGGAAUUUUGUAAACAUUUUUUCAUUUAUGGAGCUAAAGGAUUCAUGUUCAGUUCAAUUUUGAUGUUCACGAUAAUUGCUGUUUCCGCUUUUCGCAAUAAAGAUGGUUUUUUGGAAUACACCAGUGGAGGAUUGGUUGCUGGAAGUUUGAUGCGAAUUAAUUAUGGAUUGAGAGGAAUGAUUUCUGGAGCAACUGUUGGUGGUGUGCUAGGCACAGUCACGGGUUUGGCUGCGAAUCUGUUAAUGAAACUUGGUAACUUCACUCUCAAUGAUGUUAGAGAAUGGCAGUAUGACAUUCAAAAAAAGAGAUCGGAAUUGUAUAAACAAGGACGAAGUAAGAUGGCCGAUGAAGAAGAUGUAAUAAGCCGUUCUUUAAGGCAUUAUACCACAAGAUUAACGCAGGUCGUCGACAACGAAGAUGACGACGGCAGUGAAAAGGUGUUUGUCUUGGUAAAGGAAGAAGAGAAAUCUGGUGUGAGCGAUGGCAUCCCUUCGAAGAAUUAGGGGCUCGUGGUAAAUGAAAAAUCAUUUGAAAUACUCAUUGUUUCGAAAUCGCGACAACAUUGUGAAUAUUUUUAGCAAACUAUUUUGUUGCUAAUUGCUAUUAAUUUUAAUUGCGUCGAUAUUUCCAUCUAGUGUUGUGUUUUGAUGCCUAAGAAAACGGAGAUAGGUUUUUAUACAACAUCUUACUUCUAUUGUAAAAUAGGUAUAUUUGUGUGGAGUAGACAAUCCUGGAGAAAACGUACAGAGGAGAUCCAUAAACUGCAGUUUUAUAGUCAGUCACCAUGUUAUUUAAAUUUGUAUAUGUUUUUCUAAUACAACUGUAAUAUUUGUAUUAAAACAUUGUCAGCGUA
Messenger RNA from Planococcus citri (citrus mealybug), 1338 nucleotides. RefSeq names its product RPII140-upstream gene protein (gene 140up). Bases 143 to 988 code for a protein of 281 amino acids. The transcript has 7 exons. NCBI's taxonomy places the organism in Eukaryota, Metazoa, Arthropoda, Insecta, Hemiptera, Pseudococcidae. Gene Ontology annotation, cellular component: mitochondrion. The record is from RefSeq and is a predicted model, not a curated record.